UACACCCACAGUCAGUCUCCCUUUUCCCCAAAAAACACACUACAGCGGGGCGUGGCGCGUCCACGGCCGGGAGGAGCCUUUUUGGGGGGCUGACUGUGUCGGUGAACUCUCCCACACAAAGGAGAGGAAACAAAACAAAGCCAGGAACUGGAAGCCUGACAUUAACUUCUCAUGCGGUGCCUUUUACCGUAGCCGCCAAAAAAACAGGGAUGCAUUGACUUGAUUUGCUUUUAAAAAAGCCUGUUUCCAAGACCUCGGAGAGAGGAAGAUAGCACCUUUAGGUGAUGGUGAGACCGCAUUGGACUGUAUGCGCAUCUGAGAGCGCUCUGUCCUGAAUGCGGAAACGGUGGCGUUGCGCCUCCUGCAGAGUCAGCUGUGCGGCGUCGCGAUGAACGGGAGUCGGUGCGGCGCGGCGGCGGCGGCGGCGGACUCGGUCGGCUCGGUGGAGGGUCUGCCGCCGCUGCCCAAAGGCCUGAGCGGGAUCCUUAACUCCAGCGGCGGCUCGUGGCGGGACAUCGAGAAGGUGCACAGCAAGAGAGCGCGCAUCCAGGCCGACAUCAGCCGGGGCGGCGGAGACGUGCCGCGCGGUCACGCCAAAGCGGGUGGACUGGACGCUGCUCUGGCUCUGCUGCGGAAAGAGAUGGUGGGCCUGCGUCAGCUCGACAUGUCUCUGCUGUGCCAGCUGUGGUCUCUCAACGAGGCCAUCCAGGAAUAUAAGGGCUAUUCGCUUCUGUCUCAGGCCUCCCUCACUGCUGAUAAUGGAUCAUCUGAGGAGGAGGAUGAAGAUGAUGAGGAGACAGGGGUUGUCUCACAGCCUCUGUCCUCCUCCUCCUCCUCCUCCUUGUCCUUGCCUCUACCUAGCAGCAACUCCAGAGACCAAUGGAUCAAAGACUCCUUUCAUAUUCCCUGAUGAAGAUACUCACACACGCACCAUGAACUGUAUUGCUUCCUCAAAGGUCAUGUCCCUGACCUUUAGGCACCAUUUACACUAGUUUUUAUAGCAUGAAACUUCUGACUAGAAGGCUGGGGGCCAAUCAAAAGACAUCAAAUCAAUAGUUCUGGGUGUUGACCGGCUUUUUAUUCUAAUAUUGCACUGCCUGGGUGUUAUAUUUCCCAUCAAUUGUAUAUCUCAGCAGAAAUUAAGGCCACCUAAAAGAGAAAAUAAAAUCAAGAUGGACAAGUGAGACCAAAUGUUACCACCCUAUUGCUCUUCAUUGCAUAAUAUUCAUGCUACUACAUGCUGCUUGCUUGUCAGUGAAAUUGAGCCAGGUGAAAUAUUUCUAAGAAUUACUGUAGGUCUCAUUCCACUUGUGACACACGCCUGUUUGUGGUUUCCUGAUCAUUUCAGACUUUUUAAACUCCCUGUUCUGUAAAUCAAGCAGGACAAACUUUCGAAUCGCACAGAAUUUUCUGCCAUUUAGUGUCUUGACUUAAGUAAAGAAAUGUCGUCCUUCAUCUGACCCAAAUAUAAGGAGGAAUUCAUUUUAAAAUCACGUAUAGCUUGUUGUUCAAUUAAACCAGACAGUAAUAAAUGUCCCCAACCUAAACAUUUCCUUUUGAAUUACAAGCUAAAAAAAAAUACGUAAAUUCUUUAGAAGUAGUAUCUUGGCUGCCUAUAAAAUGUUAACACCAUUGAAGUUUUUGUAACCUUGGUUCAUGUUGUAUGUGCUAAUUAUUAAACUAAAGGCUCAUUCUGGUGGGAUUCUGCUUU
Anoplopoma fimbria (sablefish) is the source of this 1711-nucleotide messenger RNA. It is a transcript of the gene fam89b, whose product is annotated as family with sequence similarity 89 member B. The coding region runs from base 389 to 910 and encodes 173 amino acids. Lineage: Eukaryota; Metazoa; Chordata; Actinopteri; Perciformes; Anoplopomatidae. The record is from RefSeq and is a predicted model, not a curated record. The transcript is spliced from 2 exons.